Molecule: messenger RNA, 483 nt
Organism: Morchella sextelata
Lineage: Eukaryota; Fungi; Ascomycota; Pezizomycetes; Pezizales; Morchellaceae
Exons: 7
Coding region: 1-483 (160 amino acids)
Source: RefSeq, a predicted model, not a curated record
AUGAACUCGUCUUCGGACGUUGCGAACGAACUAUUUUGGAAACUAGGCCGUAGUAUCUCUCGACCUCGAGGAAAAUUCGAGAUCUGUUGGCACAAGGGGGGUCAAAUAUAUUGUUUACAGGAUAUCGUACAACAUGAACGCAAUAUUAUUUCAGCCGCUUAUCAGCCGGGGAAGAAAAAUAUAAUUAUGGCACAGCAUUCUGCUCCAUAUUUCUCCACGGCGAAUAAUCUUAGAGGAAACACAACAAACAUCUGGGGGCAUAAUUUACUUUUAUUCCCAUAUGAGAUGCGCUGUAAAAAUUUAUUGGGGGCUGGGAUCAAGUUUAGGAAUGAUGAUAUAUGUCAUUUUAUGGAGGUUAUUGCAAUGGAAGGUGGUGUUGAUGGAUCGAUACUUGCAGUACUUGGACGCGAGAAUAUUUACGAUGCUGAAAAUUUCGAACGCCUCCGAUGGAAGGGAUUGAUAGAUAUUCUCUGUGGUACCUAA